UUACGAGUACAUCAACACACGACUUGUAAGAUUUUUUUAUUUUCGAACUAGUUUUCCCCAAAAUACAACCGAAAUUUGUUCUGACCGAGCGCCUUACUUUUAUCCAUUUUAAAAAUUUUUGUGGAUCCCUUUUUCCUGGCCAAUUUCAAACCAUUUAAAAAUUAGCCGUUUAAUUCGAAAUUUUUUUGGCGAACCCAGAAGAAAGUGAGAGUAAGAGAUGCCCGUAUUUCCGAGGAACCUACAAUCGAUGCGCCAUUUGGCCAAACGCAGUCACCGCCCACUGACCACCAUUUCGGCGGGUCUGGAGAAGGGUCAACAAGGUGCGAUCGGGGGCUCCUGGUACAAGGAUUGGCCGUUGCGAGAGGAGAGCUAUGCGGCCGCCCAGCUCCUUCGGCAGAAGCAACAGAGCCGCCAGUGGAGCAACAGUGUCGCCCGGCUGGACUCUGCCAUGUUUCGGCCCGUGACCAAGCCGGAUGAGUGUGUGCCACGGCGCAACAAUGUGGUUGCCGCCCAGAACGCGGCCAAGAGGCGGAACUAUAAAUCCUACUAUAACGACACCGAUGCCUACAUGUCGGAGCAGCAGAACUGGGAGGCGAAGCAGUCGAUGGAGCAGCAGCAGCAGCAGCAGCAGGAUGACGAUGGCCAAACGAAGGCCAAGGCGGAGGAAGACUAUGACUACGAAUCGGAUCUGGAGAUCAGAUCCGUUCGGGAGACCGUCUUCGGUCCGCCGGAGGACAAUACGGAGGAGGAACGGGAACGAGCCCUUGCCGACCAGGAGCUACUUAAGCGGGUGGUCGUCGCCACGAAGCCGUUCGACGAUCCGAAUCGAGCCUCCAUCUCCCGGAAGGUCAUCUCGCCGUACAACUCCUAUCGCAGCCAUCGCAAUCGCUGGGCGGAGUUCCGGCACAGCAUGAUCUUCGGUCGAUCGAGCUACUAAAACCAACCAGAUCCCGAUGGGCAUCUCUCUCUUCGGAAAUCGCAGGUUUUCGUUUUCCCCAACUGAAUUCACCUUUUCCAUUGUAUGUAGGGGCUCGCUUAUUUCAAGAAAGGACAAAUAAAUUUAGUCUUCCAAAUUA
Drosophila elegans is the source of this 1076-nucleotide messenger RNA. RefSeq lists its product as uncharacterized. The record is from RefSeq and is a predicted model, not a curated record. Lineage: Eukaryota; Metazoa; Arthropoda; Insecta; Diptera; Drosophilidae. The transcript has a single exon. The coding region runs from base 218 to 937 and encodes 239 amino acids.